AUGGAAUCGGAGAAGCGGCAGUGCCACCUGCGCUGCGCGGAUCGGCUGCAGGCGAUGUGCUUCAAAAACGGAGGGAUCUACAUCAAGCUAGGGCAGCACAUUGCUCAGUUGGACUACAUCGUGCCGGAGGAGUAUGUGAUUGUAAUGAAGGAGUCUAUGCUCAACACGUGCCCUGUCACCCCUUACGAGGACGUUCGGCUCGUCAUCCAAUCAGAGCUCGGAAAGCCACCAGAGGAGAUCUUCUCCUCAUUCGACCCCACGCCUGUGGCGAGCGCCUCGUUGGCCCAGGUGCAUCGAGGCACACUCAAGACAGGGGAAGACGUGGCAGUGAAGGUGCAGCACGCACAUUUGCUUGACACAGCAGCAGCAGACAUGGUAUCAGUGCGCCUUGUCAUCUCCGCACUCUACUGGUUCUUCCCGAGCCUAGACUACAGGUGGCUGAUCACAGAGGUGGAAGAGAGCUUACCCAAGGAGCUAAAUUUCACCCUCGAAGCAUCCAACGGUCGUCAUUGCAUGGCCAACUUUCGAUCCUCACCGUCCAAGCUCCUGAGGGAGUCUGUGGCGGUGCCGAGAAGCUUCCCAGAAUUUACCGGGCAGCGAGUGCUGACGAUGGAGUGGAUGGAAGGCGUGCCUCUGACUGACGUGGCAAGGCUCAAGGACAUGGGGAUCAACCCUGCUGACGUGGCAAAACUGAUCAGCACUGCGUUUGCGGAGAUGAUAUUCCGCCACGGCUUUGUGCACUGCGACCCCCAUGCAGCAAACGUGUUGGUGCGGCCGAAGCAAGGAGGGCGGCGAAUGCCUGGCGGCCAGUUAAACCAGAAGUCGUACUGCUGGAUCACGGGCUAUGCCGCCAGCUGCCCGACUCCUUCUGCCUCUAUCACGCUAUAUCACGCUAUAUGUCCCACUGCAUCGUUCCCACUCCCGCCAAGCUAUGUGGAGCCAGAGGUGGUACUGCUGGAUCACGGGCUAUGCCGCCAGCUGCCCGACUCCCUCUGCCUCAACUACGCACUCCUCUGGAAGGCCCUUGUGCUGGCCAAUCCGAGAGGCAACAUGCAGUACAGCAUUGCGCUGGGAACGGGGUUGAGACAUGUGUUAAAAACCUUGCUGCCGCUACCCUCUCCUCCCUCUCUUUGUCACUCCCUUACCUCUCCUCUCUCCUCUCACUCCGUUCCCUCUCUCCAGGCUACGUGGAACCAGAAAUCGUGUUACUCGAUCACGGGAUGUACCGGCAACUCCCUGACUCCCUCCGCCUCAACUACGCUGUAUGUCCGUUCUGCAUCGUUCCCACUCUCUCCAGGCUAUGUGGAGCCAGAAGUGGUGUUACUAGAUCAUGGGCUGUACCGGCAACUCCCUGACUCCCUCCGCCUCAACUACGCGCACCUCUGGAAGGCUCUUGUUCUGGCAGAUGCUAGAGGCAUCAUGCAGUACAGCAUUGCGCUGGGCGCCGGGGCGGACCUGUACGCCAUCUUUGCUGCGACGCUCACUCUGCGAUCGUGGGAGAACAUCGUCGAGGCGUCGUCGGACCAUCUGUUUAUCCCUGACACGGCGGAAGAAAAGAAGCACCUGCAGGUGAGGGAGGGGUGGGGGGUAGGAGGCGUAGGGUUGGUUAGGUUACUGAUGAUGGGCAGUGGCUCGCAGGGCUUCAUGCAGUAUAGCAUUGCGCUGGGGGCCGGGGCGGACCUGUACGCGAUCUUUGCUGCGACACUCACGCUGCGAUUGUGGGAGAACAUCGUUGAGGCGUCUUCCGAUCACCUGUUUAUUCGGGACACGGCUGAGGAGAAGCAGCACCUGCAGGUGAGGGGUUAA
Closterium sp. NIES-65 is the source of this 1806-nucleotide messenger RNA. The record is from the annotation of a GenBank genome assembly. Lineage: Eukaryota; Viridiplantae; Streptophyta; Zygnematophyceae; Desmidiales; Closteriaceae.